AUGAUGUCCUUCCGCACAUUUCUUCCGCUAUCGCAGCAAAGUUUCGUCGAGAUGCCGCAGCUCCUUGGUCUCAAACCCAAGCAGCAGUCGAAACCGGUGAACAAGUGUUCCCUCGACUUCAUCCUCUCGAAAGACGAGAUCGUAUCCAAGCCAGCGCUACUCCCUUCCUUUCCAUGGACGUCCCCGCAGCGAGGGUCAUCGAACAAGACGUUUGCCCCCAUCCUCGCACCUCCAUCAGGUCCCUGCAAGUUUGCCAAACGACGACGUCUCCAGAAUAUCAGCGUGUCCAACGGUAGCACGAAAGUAUCUGCUAAAGCGGGAAAGGCUCUUGCAAGUGGAUCAGUGGUCAAGAAAGGCAGCAAGUACUGCAUGGUGGAUGGAUGCAUGAGUCGAGCCAAGCACGCACGUCGCUGUUGGCGCCACGGUGGCUCGGUCAAGUGCAAGAUCCCGGACUGUACCAACCGCGCGAAGACCAAAGGCGUGUGUUGGUCGCACGGCGGCGGCACCCUCUGUUCGUUCCGCGACUGCACCACGAUUUCCGUCUCCAAUGGUGUCUGCUGGGCCCAUGGCGGGGGCAAACGUUGUGCAAUGGACGGAUGUGCACGUCCAGCCUACGAACGAACGGAGCACCUGUGCACGCUCCACUUUGAGGAGAAGCAGUACAUCGCACAGGUCCACAGUAUCAACACGCAGUGCCACCCCAAAAACACGCCUGCUAGAGACGAAAGCCAUGCAUCAAAUGGCUUGUGA
This is a messenger RNA of Peronospora matthiolae, 750 nucleotides long. The record is from the annotation of a GenBank genome assembly. Lineage: Eukaryota; Oomycota; Peronosporomycetes; Peronosporales; Peronosporaceae.